UAUCCAAGGGGUUAAACGCAAAAUCCGCAACAAGAAAUCCCCAUUAAAUAGCGGCGACACGCCACCAACCAAACCAAACCCUACCGCGACUUCCUUCCUUCCUUCCGGUUGCUUCCGCCGAUCGACUUCUCGCCCCCCAAAUCGAUUCGCCCCCCGCCUCGAUCUAUCGAUUCCGCGGCAGCGCCCCUUCGAUCGGUUGGAGAUGGCCAGGACUUCCUUCAAGCUCGAGCACCCACUGGAAAGGAGGCAAGCAGAAUCUGCCAGGAUCCGUGAGAAGUACUCAGACAGAAUUCCGGUGAUCGUUGAGAAGGCUGACAAGACCGAUGUUCCAGAAAUUGACAAAAAGAAGUACCUUGUCCCUGCUGAUCUUACUGUUGGCCAGUUUGUCUAUGUGGUUCGGAAGAGGAUUAAGCUUAGCCCAGAAAAGGCCAUCUUUGUCUUUGUGAAGAACACAUUGCCGCCAACUGCUUCUUUGAUGUCUGCAAUCUACGAAGAGAACAAGGAUGAGGACGGCUUCCUCUACAUGACUUACAGUGGCGAGAACACAUUCGGCUCUGCGUAAUUCAUCAACUGUUGCUGCUGCUGUAAAUAAACAUGGAUGGCCAGGUGUCAUGGUCAACCUCCUGUGUACAUAGCAUGUCCCUGUGCUGGAUUGCCUCAAUGGUCUAAUGCGUCCUUAGCUUUUUAAGUGGUUCGUAUGCUAUCGUUUGAAAGUUGGAACGACCCAUAGAACUGAUAUUAUUCAUUCUGGGUUGAUGACGUUUCUUAUUCUACCAUUAUGCAUUUGCAACGUGUUUUAAGUCUGAAGUGUGAUUGGGCGUUUCAAUUUCAGUUAUCUGUUAUCAUUGUUAAUUGCAACUGAUUCAGGCCAAUAAGAAAUCAAGGCCUUCUUAAUCGUCA
Molecule: messenger RNA, 900 nt
Organism: Oryza sativa Japonica Group (Japanese rice)
Lineage: Eukaryota; Viridiplantae; Streptophyta; Magnoliopsida; Poales; Poaceae
Source: RefSeq, a predicted model, not a curated record